This is a messenger RNA of Thamnophis elegans (Western terrestrial garter snake), 2617 nucleotides long. Its product is annotated as protocadherin alpha-5-like. The coding region runs from base 164 to 2617 and encodes 817 amino acids. The transcript has a single exon. Gene Ontology annotation, biological process: homophilic cell-cell adhesion. The record is from RefSeq and is a predicted model, not a curated record. Gene Ontology annotation, cellular component: plasma membrane. Gene Ontology annotation, molecular function: calcium ion binding. Lineage: Eukaryota; Metazoa; Chordata; Lepidosauria; Squamata; Natricidae.
UCCACAAGAGAAAUAUCAGACAACAGAGAAAUCUCAACAAGCCAAGAUUCAACCUAUGCAUUGCCAGUAUGGCUGGGGUAGGUGGGCUCUGCUCCUGACACCCUUAAGGCAAGAUAUUUAGAGAAAAAGAGAAGAGCUUGCUGGUGUUGUCCCUGUGUCUGCAAUGCUUACCUGGCCGAAGGGGCUGCUGCAGCUGCUUCUGCUCCACACCGCCUGGAAAAUGGGGAGCGGCCAGCUCCAUUAUUCUGUGCUGGAGAAAUCCCAGCACGGCACCUUUGUGGGCCGCAUCUCCCAGGAUUUGGGGUUGGAGGUGAGUGAGCUGGUGCCUCGGAUGUUCCGGAUGCUGUCCAAAGGAGAGAAGGACUAUUUUGAGGUAAACCUGCAGAAUGGGAUCUUGUUUGUAAAUUCCCGGAUAGACAGGGAGGAGCUGUGUGCCAAGAAUGCAGACUGUGUCCUUCAUCUGGAGGUGAUUGUGGAGAAACCUCUGCAGUUCUUCCAUGUGGAGGUUGAAAUCAAAGACAUGAAUGAUAAUGCUCCCAUCUUCUCUGCCAAGGAACAGAUCCUGAGCAUAGCAGAAUUCAUAACAGCAUCUGGAACCCGAUUCCCUUUAAAGGGAGCCUGUGAUGCAGAUAUUGGUAUUAAUGCUCUACUAACUUACAAGCUCAGCCCAAACAACCAUUUUGUUCUGGAUUCAGGAAAUGAUGAAGAUGAGAGUAAAUCUGUAGUUCUUGUAUUGAAGGUUCCUCUUGACAGAGAGGAGAGCCCUGUGCAUCAUUUAGUACUGACAGCCACUGAUGGGGGUGAACCAAAACUCACAGGAACUGUUCAGCUAGUCAUCAAUGUGCUGGAUGUCAAUGACAACCCUCCUGUGUUUAACCAAUCUGUUUACAGGGUAAAGUUGCUAGAAAAUACAGCUAGUGGGUCAUUAGUUAUUACUCUGAAUGCUACAGACUUAGAUGAAGGGAUUAAUAAGGAAAUUUCUUAUUUUUUUACUGAUAGCCUAGCUCUUCAUGUCACAAAGAUAUUUGGCAUAAAUUCAGAUACUGGGGAAAUUAGAGUGAUUGGAAAAUUGGAUUAUGAAGAAAGCAAGUUCUAUGAACUUCCAAUUGUAGCGGAAGAUAAAGGCAAUUCUCAAUUAUCAGGGCACUGUAAAGUUCUCAUUGAAAUGUUGGACAUGAAUGAUAAUACUCCAGAAUUAUCUGUGAAUUCUCUCUCUGUGCCAUUGCCAGAGGACUCACCUCCAGGGACUGUGGUAGCCAUUCUCAGUGCUUCUGACAGGGAUUCUGGCAACAAUGGACAGGUAACCUGUUUCCUCUGGCCCACUGGAAUACCCUUCAAACUCAAGUCCACAUUCAAGAAUUACUACUCCCUAAUUGUUGGAACACCUUUGGAUAGGGAGCAGGUUGCUGAAUACAGGAUGAUUGUGACAGUGGAAGAUCAAGGGGUUCCACCACUGUCUUCUAGCAUGACCCUCUUAGUGCCUAUUAGUGACAUAAAUGACAAUGCUCCAACUUUCACACAGCCCUCCUAUACAGUCUUUGUGAAGGAGAACAACCCCCCUGGUGCUCACAUCUUCACAAUAUCUGCUGCAGACCCAGACAUAGCUGAGAAUGGUCUGAUCACCUAUUGGAUAGAUGAGAAGCUCUGGCCGUUGUCAAGCUACAUCUCUGUACAUUCAGAGAGUGGAAAACUUUAUGCUUUGCAGUCCUUGGACUAUGAGGAGUUGAAACUGCUGGAGUUCCAGGUGAGAGCCAAGGAUGCUGGAAUCCCCUCCUUAUGUGGCAAUGCGACAGUCCAAGUCUUUGUGAUGGAUGAGAAUGACAAUGCACCUGUUGUGACAGGAUCAUCAGAAGAGAACUUGAUUAUUUUAGUGGUCCCGGUGAUGCCUGGGCAUAUUGUAGGCAAGAUCCAUGCCUUGGAUGCGGAUUCUGGAUACAAUGCAUGGCUAAGAUAUGAACUGGUUGAAGAAAGCAAUAGUCCAUGGACUGUGGGGCAGUAUAGUGGUGAGGUGAGUACUAAAUAUUCUCUGAAUGAUUCAGAAGGCAGCAAAAUCCAGACUGUGUUGGUUCUUGUGAAGGACUAUGGAAAACCUCAACUGUCAGCCACAGCCACCUUGAGUGUUUCACUUGUGAUAAGUGGUCAGACAAUCAAAACGGAUAUUAACCUUCAAAGGUCAGGGGAGAGCUUUGUUCCCCUGGUGGACUCGAUCAACGUCUAUCUGAUCAUUGCCAUCUGCUCUGUUUCCAGCCUCUUCUUGCUGGCCACUCUCAUCUACGUGGCCCUGCGUUGCCACUGUAAGAUAAAGGAACCCAUGGUUUAUGGCCCUGGUAUGGCCACCCUGGUCUGUGCCAGUGAAGUGGGCAGCUGGUCCUAUUCCAAUCGUCACAGCCACAUCCUGGCAGGUGUGAACACAGAGGCUGGUGCCAAGAGUGAUCUCAUGAUUUUCAGUCCCAAUAUUCCUGUCUUUGCAGAUAAUGGGGCACUUAUCAAUGGGGUGGAUGCGCCUCCAGAUUUUGCUAAAAAGGUGAGUUCAGCUCUUGGAGUCCCUGUCAUCCACUCAGCCUCUCAUUUCCGUGCUUAUAAUUUUGGAUUAAUCUUGGGACAAUAUUGUUUUUGA